Messenger RNA from Magnolia sinica, 757 nucleotides. RefSeq lists its product as uncharacterized. Bases 22 to 621 code for a protein of 199 amino acids. The transcript is spliced from 3 exons. The record is from RefSeq and is a predicted model, not a curated record. NCBI's taxonomy places the organism in Eukaryota, Viridiplantae, Streptophyta, Magnoliopsida, Magnoliales, Magnoliaceae.
AGAAGGGGAGGGAGGAGAGCGAUGGCCUGGGAUGGAGCAGAUACAAGAAAAAUGAGAACGAGGGCGAAACUGACGCUGGAGAACUACAUUGAUUUCUAUGAAAAUCCCCAAAAUUACGAUAUUCUCACCAUCCAUCUCCUCAAUCAGAUCAUCGCCAUGCAUGGAUUCAUCAAACUUCACAACCGUCCCAAGAAAGAGCUGGUGGAUGCGAUGAACUCGAUCGAUGCGCUGCUGCCGCCGCUGCGAUCGACUCUGAAAGAGAACAUAUCUUCCUGCGCUUUCCUCACGCUGGAGCAGGUGAACGAAGAUCUCGCCAAGCUGGAAUGGCAGGAAUGCCCCGUUCAGUCCAUCGAGACGCUGAAAUCCGUAGAGGAGAAUCUGCUGGCGGACGAUCCUUACGUCAUCUGCGGGUCGUCGACAUCCAAUCCCGGCUGUCUCCAGCCGUCGAUUGUGGGGCCCUAUCAGGGAAAGGCCAAGAGACCGAGAUCGAGGAAGAGGAAGCAAAAGGACAUGAAAACGGUUAUCGCUGAUUCACCAGCUGGUGCAGCUACAACCGUUAAUGUUUUUGAUGUUUUUCCUGGAGACGCUGCUCCUUCAUCCUGUCCGUCGAUCGGAUACUGAAGGAAAAAGGGUAAAAAAGGAACAGCUGGUUUUUUUUUUUUGUUCGUUUGCAGAUAUCUUAGAAUCACGAUCGUUGAUGGCCUGCGUUCCUCGCAUCUCAGCCGUUCGUGUCUGCUCGUUCCUUACGUUUCGUUGA